Messenger RNA from Glarea lozoyensis ATCC 20868, 780 nucleotides. Its product is annotated as N-terminal nucleophile aminohydrolases (Ntn hydrolases). Gene Ontology annotation, biological process: ubiquitin-dependent protein catabolic process. NCBI's taxonomy places the organism in Eukaryota, Fungi, Ascomycota, Leotiomycetes, Helotiales, Helotiaceae. Gene Ontology annotation, cellular component: proteasome core complex, alpha-subunit complex; proteasome core complex; nucleus. The record is from RefSeq and is a predicted model, not a curated record. The transcript has 3 exons. Bases 1 to 780 code for a protein of 259 amino acids.
AUGUUCAGAAAUAACUACGACAACGAUUCUGUUACUUUCUCACCGCAAGGACGAAUAUUUCAAGUCGAAUAUGCAUCUGAAGCUGUCAAGCAGGGAAGUGUUGUUGUAGGACUCGUCAGCAAAACACACGCCGUGCUGGUUGCGCUGAAGCGAAAUGCCGAAGAACUCUCAUCCUACCAAAAGAAAGUCAUCGCUAUUGAUGAACAUCUCGGACUUGCCCUCGCCGGUCUAGCCUCUGACGCUCGUGUCCUCUCCAACUUCAUGAAACAACAGUCCCUCUCUUCACGUCUUACAUACGGCCGAGCUAUUCCUCUCUCCCGUCUCGUCAACUCCAUCGGCGACCGAGCGCAGACAAACACCCAGCAUUACGGGAAAAGACCAUACGGUGUAGGACUAUUAGUAGCAGGUGUUGACGAGACAGGACCUCAUCUCUUUGAAUUCCAACCAAGUGGUAUGACGCAAGAGAUGGUAGCCUGCGCGAUUGGAGCUAGGAGUCAGAUGGCCCGAACAUACCUAGAGCGAAAUUUGGACAAGUUUGCGGAUGCGGGACGGGAAGAAUUGGUCGUUCACGGACUGAAGGCGUUGAAGGAGAGUUUGGCGCAGGAUAAAGAGUUAACGGUUGAGAACUGUAGCGUGGGUGUUGUCGGUGUUAGAGGUGAGGGAAUGAAGGCUAUUGAGGGGUUCAAGCUUUUCGAUGGUCAGGAUGUGAAGCAGUGGGUUGACAUGGUUGCUGAAGGAGCGGAGGAGACUGCAGAGGAGGGUAUGGAUGUUGACUCAUAG